AUUACUUUUUACGGAAGAGAAUCUCGUUCCUCGAAGUUCACAAUUUCAUUCAAAAACUUCACUACAAACGUUACUACACACGCAAUGCUUGAAUUUUUAAAGCGCGCAAGCGUAGGAGAACAAUGAAGUUGACAUUAUGGCUAACUUUGCGUUUCCACGACCAGUCGCAAUUCAACUCGCGUUCAGAUUUCUUACCAACGGUAGCUUGCACAACGGAUAAGCGCAGCGAGUAUUGACAAACGUUUGUUAAAGUCUAAUAAAGACAUGCCGCGUAACGUAAAUAGCAAAGACGGCAUCGUAUAUGUCAAGCAACCAAUUCGCAAUCUUAUGCUCGCAAUCGGGAUCUGGCCAUCUAGGAGCCAAAAGAGACCCGUGUUCCAGAAAGUUUACAACCUUUUUCUAAAUUUUAGCUCCAAUUUGCUUUUCGCCUGCGAAAUUAUACCCGGUAUCAUUUAUUGGUUAAUGGAAGAAUCAGUGCGUAUACGACUUCAAUUGAUCCUUCUUCUUCCCUACAUUUUCUUGUGUGCCUUUCAAUAUGAUAUCAUUUUAUCUCGCAAUGAUAACAUUCGACAAUGCUGGAAGCAUGUCGAGGAGGAUUGGCGGAAUGCUUUCGGUACAGACGAUCGAAAUAUUAUGUUCAGAUGCGCAAAGGCUGCGAAGUUUCUAAUUUUAAUCUGUGGUGUCCUCAUGUACAGUGGCGUAGCUAUGUAUCGAAUAAUCUUGCCAUUGUCGCGAGGAGACAUUGUCACGAAUCAGAAUGUCACGAUCAGACCCUUGGCCUGUCCAGUGAAUUUUUUAUUUAUCGACGUGCAAGCCAGCCCUUUUUACGAGAUAAUAUUUACGUUUCAAUCUCUAACGGGACUUCUUAUAGUUUCGAUUACGACGAGCACGUACGGUCUUCUAGCAUAUUUUGUGGAGCAUGCCAGUGGUCAAAUGAAGAUCUUGAUCUGCUUAAUGAAGAAUCUCGUCCGAGAACAGAAGGAGGAGGAAGUGGAUAAGAAGUUAGCUCAAGUAGUUGAACAUCAAAUAAGAGUGCACAGUUUUCUGCAGAUGGUACAAUAUACCAUGCAGGAAAUAUGUUUGGGAGAAAUAAUGGUGAAUACUGUAACCAUCUGCCUUCUGCUGUAUUUUGCAAUAUUGGUUCGUAUACGUUUAUAAGUUGAUUUUGAUAAAAAAGCGAUUGUAAUGUUUCGAUGUAUAUUAUU
Messenger RNA from Harpegnathos saltator (Jerdon's jumping ant), 1205 nucleotides. RefSeq lists its product as uncharacterized. Gene Ontology annotation, biological process: detection of chemical stimulus involved in sensory perception of smell; sensory perception of smell. Gene Ontology annotation, molecular function: odorant binding; olfactory receptor activity. Gene Ontology annotation, cellular component: plasma membrane. Bases 265 to 1158 code for a protein of 297 amino acids. The transcript is spliced from 2 exons. The record is from RefSeq and is a predicted model, not a curated record. NCBI's taxonomy places the organism in Eukaryota, Metazoa, Arthropoda, Insecta, Hymenoptera, Formicidae.